CGGAUAGUAGUUUGCUCGGCGAAAGUUUUAUUAUUAUUAUUAUUUUAUUAUUAUCGUGGAAUACGAUUGAUCCGUUCGACGUUCACUGUUAUUACGCGGCGAGCGAAACGUAAUACGCGCCACGUGAGGUAAACAACUCGCGCGGAAACCAGUAUCGGCCCAAGUGAAACCAAAUUUUUCGACUGUUCGUGCGUACGUAUUUUUCUUUUUUCGUCAUCACCGUUCCCGUUCCCGUAACCAGCUUUGACGCGAUGUCUACCAACGAAGAGAAAGCGAUGGCCCUGAUGUCCGAAGCGGACAAGAAACUCAACUCGUCCAAGGGAUUCUUUUCGUCGUUGUUCGGAAAUGUUUCUAAGGUAGAAGAUGCAAUUGAUUGCUAUCAACGUGCUGCUAAUUUAUUUAAGAUGGCAAAAAAGUGGUCACAAGCUGGUAGAGCAUUUUGUAUGGCUGCUGAGCUUAAUUCUAAAUCAGGUCGUAAACAUGAUGCUGCUACAAAUUAUGUAGACUCUGCAAAUUGCUAUAAAAAAACAGAUCCGAAUGAAGCUGCAGUAUGUUUGGAAAAAGCAAUUGAUAUAUAUACAGAUAUGGGUCGUUUUACAAUGGCUGCCAAACAACAUCAAAAUAUAGCAGAAAUGUAUGAGACUGAAGCUGUUGAUCUAGAACGUGCCAUAAACAAUUACGAGAAGGCUGCUGAUUAUUUUAUGGCUGAAGAAAGCAAGAGUUCAGCAAACAAAUGCAAACUCAAAGUGGCACAGUAUGCAGCACAACUCGAAGACUAUAGUCGAGCUAUUCAGAUAUACGAAGAGGUUGCUGGGACAUCAUUGGACAGUUCCUUGUUGAAGUACAGUGCAAAAGAAUAUUACUUUCGAGCAGCAUUAUGUCAUUUAUGUGUUGAUGUACUUAAUGCUCAAUUGGCAAUGAAUCAAUACAUUGAACGGUAUCCAGCAUUUCAAGAUAGUAGAGAAUACAAAUUACUUCAGGUGUUGCUAAAUCAUAUUCAAGAACAAAAUGCUGAUGGAUUCACUGAAGCUGUUAAAGAUUACGAUUCAAUAUCACGAUUGGACCAGUGGUACACAACAAUAUUAUUGCGCAUUAAAAAGUUGGUGAAUGACACACCAGACUUACGUUAAUUUAGUUUAUGAAUAAGUACAUAUUUUUAAAUUUCCUAAUUUAUAAAUUUACUCUCAUAGAAAAGACGAAAAAAUGUAAGGUAAAUAUUUGUAUAUAUUUCCAUUCCUUAUGCAAACUAACUUGUUGAAAAAUAAGAUUUAAAUAUUAUGUAACAAUUUUUUUGCACAUUGUUGUUUUGUUAAAUGCUAUUCAUAUAUUGAAAAUCUUGUUAAAUGGGGACCUAGGUUUGAAAGUUAAGACAUUUUUCUGUGUUAGUAAAUUUGUUAUAAAAUGUUCUCAUCUAGUGUUUUAUAAUACAUAACACUUAGUUUAAAUACCUUUAUGUACAUUAUAUACUGAUAUCAUGGUGUUGCUUGUUAUUAUUGGUAUAGCUAUGUAUUAAUUAAAAGCGCUUUACGUCUGUUGGAUACAAUUUCCUGCAUAUGGACUAAGCACUUGAGAAACUACA
This is a messenger RNA of Sipha flava (yellow sugarcane aphid), 1579 nucleotides long. RefSeq names its product alpha-soluble NSF attachment protein (gene alphaSnap). The transcript is spliced from 5 exons. Gene Ontology annotation, biological process: intracellular protein transport; SNARE complex disassembly. NCBI's taxonomy places the organism in Eukaryota, Metazoa, Arthropoda, Insecta, Hemiptera, Aphididae. Gene Ontology annotation, cellular component: vacuolar membrane; SNARE complex. Gene Ontology annotation, molecular function: syntaxin binding; soluble NSF attachment protein activity. The record is from RefSeq and is a predicted model, not a curated record. Bases 252 to 1130 code for a protein of 292 amino acids.